This is a messenger RNA of Acanthaster planci (crown-of-thorns starfish), 2661 nucleotides long. RefSeq lists its product as uncharacterized. Gene Ontology annotation, cellular component: nucleus. Lineage: Eukaryota; Metazoa; Echinodermata; Asteroidea; Valvatida; Acanthasteridae. The record is from RefSeq and is a predicted model, not a curated record. Gene Ontology annotation, biological process: regulation of transcription by RNA polymerase II. Gene Ontology annotation, molecular function: DNA-binding transcription factor activity, RNA polymerase II-specific; RNA polymerase II cis-regulatory region sequence-specific DNA binding.
GGCGGCCCGCUUGAGGAUGUGUUCAUACACGUCCCUUACUACUGAGACCCAUUUGUAUAAAUUGUAAAUUGUAGGCCUGCCUUACAAAAGUUGUAAGCCCCUAGGCCUACUUAUCUUCAUAUGUUAUUGUAGAGUAUUCCCUCACCAACUUAAAUGUAUCUCAUGUGAAUGCGUUAUCUGAUUAAGGCAUUACAUAUACAUGGCAUAGUUGUCAUGUCUCUCAUGUGACAAGAUGGAGUCACAAGCAAUUGAAGAUCAACCCUGUGUUAUUCUGGAAGACGAUGAAGACACCCACAACCUUAGUCCCAAGUCAGAGCCUCGCAGUCCAUUGUCAGCUAAAAUGGAUCAUCGUAAUCAGCCUAAUGCUAGUGAAAUAGUGGACGAACAGUCGGUGACUGGCCAGGAUGAGCCACUUCGAUAUCAGUGUACGGAGUGUGACUUCCAUUCGACCAGCUCUCAUCAGUUGGAAAAACAUAUCAGAACACACACGGGUGAGCGUCCAUAUUCCUGCACUAUUUGUGGUUUUGCGUUCUCCCAGAAAGGCAACCUAACCCGUCACUUCCGCACCCACUCCGAUGAGCGUCCUUUCCAGUGCCCUGUCUGCCAUUACAGCGCACGCAGAAAGGACGCCCUCAUUGCUCACCUGGAUACGCAUCGUCAGGAACGUCUCAAUGUUUGCCCCUACUGCAAUACAGCCUACAAACAGAAGGCAUCACUGAAGUACCAUCUGAAGAGGUGUGGCUAUCAGAAAAUGGGCGGACCCCUCAAUCAGGUAGAUGGUCACGGGUCAUCAUCCACAUCAGAUCCUUUUUCAUUGUAUGAAGGAGUUCGAUUAGAACAUGGUGGGGGACCAUCUUUCUCUGAUAAUCUGAGAUCUCCAUCAGAUGUUGAAGUGGAACUUGCCGAGUGUGAUCACGGAAAAAGAAUUAAAUUCAGUCAUGAUGAGGAGUCAUCUCGAGAUUCAAGCCAAGACAGGAACAGUGGUUUAACAGACACAGCUAGCAAUGAGGACUUGGAAAAAGCUCUAUCUAACGUCAUGCAGAUGUAUGGUUCAGAGAUGUGCUUGACAAACCGUGCCAGUACGAGCCUUGAAGGAAACAUUCAUGUGACACCUACAAUAACUGCAGUCUACUCACAAGCACCUAUGGAUGCAGAACGAGAGACAGAAAACCCCCAACUUCCCUCCAAGAAUCAGCCUCCUGCAAGGAACCAGAUGUCACCUUCAACAAAUAAACACAGCGACCACUCAUCAGCUCUAAGGUACAGAGGCACCAUUGAUUUGAACAAAACGAGGGAUUUCUUGAACAAAAGUUCCUUGGUUUCUCACGGUAAGACUGGAGCCAUGCAAGGGGUGGCAGUCCAAGAUGGUCUUGAUGGCGGUAGUGAGACAAGCGAGUCAAAUGACAGUUUGAGUCACCAUGACGAGCCAGUCGCUUCCUCGAGCCACGGACACUUGCGUCAGAAGCCACACAGUUCCACUCGCCCCAGCAAAAUCCAAGACAAGGCCGACUCUACCGAAACAGUCAACGUAAAAUCGCCAGCUUAUGAUUCUCAACAGCACAGAAAUCCAAGAAGAGCUGUCGCUGACGAGUCAGGGGAACAACUCUGCAGAAAUUGCAAACGGGAGCUCUCAGGUGCCGACAACUUCAAAUGUGAACACUGUGAGAUCAUAUUCCUUGAUCAUGUCAUGUAUACCAUUCACAUGGGUUGUCAUGGUUUUCGUGAUCCAUUUGAGUGCAAUAUCUGUGGGCAUCAGUGUAAAGAUCGAUACGAGUUUGCUUCACAUCUUGCAAGAGGCAAACAUUUGUAGGCUAAACAUAUUUUAUAGCAUAUACGUAUGUUUUGAAAGCAACUCUAUUUACAUUUUUUUUCAUUUCCUUUUUUCUGUGAACCCAGAGUUUUGAAGGUGUGCCAUUUUUAGAUUUAUGUUGAAAUUUGUUCACUCCCACUCAUGGCUUCAGAGCAUUUCUCUUUUGUGGUUCCAAUUCUCAAACACUGCAGAAAGAACAGAGCUCCCAGAAUGGUGUCAAAGAGUAUGAUAAAAUCAUCUUUGUGUUGGCUUUUUUUUAGUGCUUAUAAUUUAUUUAUUUUGAGGUAUUCACUAUGAUUUAUAAAAAGCAUGAAUAUGAAAUAUGUUAGCUGAUACAAUUGGUAAUAUGCGGAAGCAAACUGCAGAACAUUUUUCAGAAUUUUGCAUGAAAAGUAAAUUUUAUGGGUAAAGUGGAAAGUAUUGAAGUUGAACAUGUAUGGAUACCAAGAAUGACCUGGUAGAAACAUCUAGGUCGCUUCCUACAUGUAUGACAUAAUGGCUCAGCAGUAUUUGACAGGCUAAAAAAGCCCUUUCACGUGAUAUUGUUGCUAUAAGUGACCAGAAUACAAGAGCAUUUCUUUAAUGAGACUUGUUUGUUGUCAGGGUUGAUUUCACUGCAGUAUUAGAAAGGUACUAGUAAAAACAUGGGUACCUGUACUGAUAAAAUAUUUUCGGGGGGGGGGGUCAAAGCACUCAGCAGCAACCUGACAAGCCAUCAGUAGGGAAAUGGGCCGAUUCUGAAUUAAAGAAUUUCUUCGUAAAUUGGAAUUCACGUUCAUACAUGUAACUUGCAUCCCAAAUUGGAAGUGAAGAAAUAACAAUACCUAGUCCCUUGUACUGCAUGUGUGCUC